UCUAGUCCACGGGGGCGACCUUAAGCUGUUGCAAAAGACACAAAUGUCAGGAGCGUGGAAGGACAUUUCCAGAAGAAAUCAUGCAUAGAUUUUUAUUACGGACUCUAAACUUAGCGUUUAAUCAUCCAGUUACUGUAUAUGAAUCGUGUGUGUCGAUAUCAAAAUGUGAGAAGGCUGCAGCUUCAGCUUUCAGGGUUGCAAAUGGAGGUGGAGUCAAGGCCCUCAGCACGAGUUCUUUCAGGCACUGUGAGAAGAAAGAUGACGUUACCCCCGCUCAUCAGGAAGAGAAAACAAAUGUAGUGGGAGAGGUUGUCCCAACAGAAACGGCAACUUUGCUCACACAGAAAGCUGAAGGUGAAAUCACACUCGUCAAGCAAGAGGAACAAAACGAUGAGCCAGUGGUGUUAAAGACUGACGACGCCCCCUCCCAUCAGGAUGAGAAAACAAACGUUGUGGAAGACGUUGUCCCAAUAGAAACGGCAACUUUGCUCACACAGAAAGCUGAAGGUGAAAUCACACACGUCAAGAAAGAGGAACAGAAUGAGGAGCCAGUGGUGUUGAAGACUGUAGACGUCGAGCAGCAGCAGGCUGAUGUCAAAGUUGAAGAGGUUGUGGAACCACCAAAACAAGUGAAGAGCCCUGAAGCUACGAGCGGGAAACAGAGUCUCCUUGACCUUCUCGGAGCUAUGAAAGUUGAAGUAACUAAUAAGAGGAAGCUUAAAAGCAAAAAAACAAUGACUCCGAGGCCUGAAUCCAUCCCCAAGCCAAACCCAGCAGCUAUGGAGAGCACAAUCAGUAUGUUUCAGCAGGCGACAGGGGAGGCCGCGGCACAGAGCGAGGCACUGGAUUCUACACUGGUCGCAGCUGCCUCUGCUGCCGCCUCCACUCUCCCAAACAGCAGCCAAGCCGAGUCUGAGCUGCUCCGACAGCUCAGGAAGAACGACUCUGUCACUGAGGCUCAGAAGAAAGGCGACACGAACAGCCUCGGGGUGAUUAUUGCCGACAUGAAGGUAGGAAAGCGUUACAACCGGCAGAGCGAUAAGCCGGCUAAUCAGAUCUGGUUUGAUGACGACGGCAAAGGAUACACGCUAGAAAGAGGGAUCACUGCUGAACUGGAUGGUGUCCGGAGAUGGAGGCCCGUGUUCUCAGGGAAAAGACUGAAUGUCUUCUCUCCAGCCACUGCUGCAGAUUCAGUUGAGACAACAGUCGCACGGCCAACUCUCUGGGACAUGGACUUUGCUAAUCAGUUAUCUCUGUCAACAAGCCAAUUACCCCGCAACGGGCUUGAGGAAAUGAUCCAGUGGAGCAAAGAGGGGAAGCUGUGGCAGUACCCGAUCAACAACGAAGCUGGCCUCGAGGAGGAAGCCGGCGUCUCGUUCCAUGAGCAUAUCUAUUUAGACCGACACUUGGAGGAGGGUUUCCCCAGUCAGGGACCGGUGCGUCACUUCAUGGAGCUCGUGGUGGCCGGUCUGUCCAGAAACCCUUACCUGACAGUCCAACAGAAGAGGGAACACAUUUCCUGGUUCAGAGACUACUUCCACCAGAAAGAGGAAGUCCUUAAAGAGGCUGAUGUGUACCUUCGCUAAGCUCAAGACAAUUCACUAGUUUUCAGUAGCUUUUGAAUGUGGACAGAUUAAAAGCAAGACUCCUGCAAGUGAGUGAGGCUUCGGGACAGUCAUCAUCUUUUCCCGUACAACUUAAAAGGAUGCAGAAUAAGCCUGGACUGGAUUUCUUGACUCUUCCAGGAGAACAGUUUGUUUUGACUAGAAUCAUGUCUGUGUCGCAGUGGGAAAUGCUAUAAAGCCUCUUUUGUUUAAAAUAAAUAGGAUACUGUUAAAUCUUUAGAUCGCAGGCAAAGAUCUACAGAAGAUGUUGUACAAAGUAUAAAAACAAUACAAAGCAGAAAAGUUGUA
Messenger RNA from Labrus mixtus (cuckoo wrasse), 1913 nucleotides. RefSeq names its product mitochondrial ribosomal protein S31 (gene mrps31). Bases 81 to 1586 code for a protein of 501 amino acids. The record is from RefSeq and is a predicted model, not a curated record. Gene Ontology annotation, molecular function: structural constituent of ribosome. NCBI's taxonomy places the organism in Eukaryota, Metazoa, Chordata, Actinopteri, Labriformes, Labridae. The transcript is spliced from 7 exons. Gene Ontology annotation, cellular component: mitochondrial small ribosomal subunit.